UUAGAUAUUCUGAUUCGAUUGUUAGAUGUUGCUGAAAUGCUUCAAAAUGAUGCCUCUUAUAACCAAAGCAGCACGUUGGCCGAGUUUCCAAGAAGCAGGGUAACCAGCUCGAUUAGUCCUCAAAAUCUUUCAAUAAACUCGCAAUGCUUUAGUAAUCAAUCAAACAACUAUAGCAAUGGUUCAACUAAUCAGUCAGCUGCUACAAAUCACCAAAAUGCUACAUUUCCAACCUCAACUAAACCAUUGAUUCAGUACCUAGGAUCAACAAACUCUCAAGCAACAGAAUACAGGAUAUUAGAAAAGGAUGCAUCUGGAACAGACUCCCUUGAGUUCGACUCUUUGCUGAAUGAUUUGAGAUCUUCACAUAGUGAAACUGAG
This is a messenger RNA of Eurytemora carolleeae, 378 nucleotides long. RefSeq lists its product as uncharacterized. NCBI's taxonomy places the organism in Eukaryota, Metazoa, Arthropoda, Copepoda, Calanoida, Temoridae. The record is from RefSeq and is a predicted model, not a curated record.